AUGCUUGUUAGUUUCUUUGAUAUUUUAUAAUUGACAAAUUAUUUGCUUUACUUAAAUGUGUAAUAUCAAAGUAUUCUUUAUAAUAUAAUUAAACUAUUUGAUUUUGCAAAUUUUGAAUUUAUUCCAAACAUAUCAAAUAACAAUUCAAACUCUCCUUUUAAGUUUAGAAUGGAAAAAAUUGAUACAUUCAUAUAUUCAAAUUUGAUUUAAUCAGUAGUAAUAUGGGUAUUCUCUUUUUUAGUUUAUAUUAUAAGCAAAUUAAUUGUAAGAAAAUUUAUUCACUCUAAAAAUUUCUUAAUAGAAGCUUUAAGAAGUUACUAAACUGAGUAUUUCUUUUAAGUUAUAGUUGGGUUAGGUUUUUUGACUUACUGCGAUUUGUUACUCUCAGUAUUUCUAUAAUUUUACGAUUCUGCAAAUAUGACAACUUCAUAAUUAGUUGGCGUCAUAUCAGCUAUAAUUCUUUUACUUGGAAUUAUUAGAUUAAAUAUUUUGACUCUUUAAUCUACUAGAAUAUAAACAUACUAGUUAAUAUAUAAUGACAAAAUAAAAUCAUUAUAUGGAUAUCUUUAUAGCGGCAUAGAGAUGAAUUAAAAGAAAGCAAUUAUGAAUCUCCUCUUUUUAUUUAGAAAAACAAUUGUUAUUCAACAGCUUGUUUUUAAUUAAUCUAAUCCAAUAAAUUAAGCAUACAUAUGCUGUCUAUGUGUAGGCAUAGAAUUUACUGUGAUGUUAAUCUUAAGACCAUAUAAGAGCUAAUAUGAGCAAAGAUUACAUUUGGCUAGUAGAUUUUUGAUGAUAUCAUCAAUGAUUUUGAUUAUUGUAUUGGCAAUAAAUGACUCUAUUUCAAAUAUAAGCAGUUCUAUUUAAAAUUUAAUCUCUAUUUUUGUAGCAGUGUAAUUAUUAGUAAUAUAUUUUACACAAGUAUGCUACUUAGUAUUUUAGCUAUACCAAACUUUAAGAAGAAGGUAUGUUCUAAAUGAUUCUAAAUUAGUAUGA
Molecule: messenger RNA, 993 nt
Organism: Tetrahymena thermophila SB210
Lineage: Eukaryota; Ciliophora; Oligohymenophorea; Hymenostomatida; Tetrahymenidae
Product: transmembrane protein, putative
Exons: 1
Source: RefSeq, a predicted model, not a curated record